AUGUAUAGAACGUGUGUCGAAUGUCGGCGUAUCUGUAGAUCAAAGCAGCAGCGCGCAGAUUCCUAAUGAUGGAACCGCGCAUUCCAUGAGAGCGAGCGAGCGCGCGCGUGAGGGACAGAGAGCGCGCAUUAUUGAUCGCACGCGCGGCUCCUCCUGCUGAUCACCCUUAAUGUACGGUCAUGUGGACAAACAGCCGCUAUAUAAACCACAGCUCAUCUGUGUGAGGACACUGACAGUGUUUCAGGACACUUGAGGACUGCAGCACAGCUGGCGGAAUGGCUGGACACUGGGGAUACGAUACGCAUAACGGACCAGACAAAUGGUGGGAGAGUUACCCGAUAGCGAACGGCCCUCGUCAGUCUCCAAUAGACAUUAAGACCUCAGGAACAUCCUAUGAUGCAAAGCUGACUCCUCUGAAACUGAAGUAUGACCCGUCCACAUCUCUUGACAUCGAGAACAACGGACACUCUUUCCAAGUGUCCUUCGCUGAUGACAACAACAACUCAACUCUGACUGGAGGCCCGGUCACAGGCACAUUCAGACUCAAACAGUUUCACUUCCACUGGGGAUCUGCAGACGACAAGGGCUCUGAACACACGGUCAAUGGCAAAUGUUACCCAGCCGAGCUCCAUCUGGUCCACUGGAACAGUAAAUAUCCCAGUUUUAAGGACGCACUUGAUAAGCCUGAUGGUCUUGCUGUGGUCGGGGUUUUUCUGAAGAUUGGUCCAGACAAUCCUAAACUCCAGAAAAUUCUGGAUGCUAUGGAUGCCAUCAAGUCCAAGGGAAAGCAAACCACCUUCCCAAACUUUGACCCAAGCGUUUUGCUGCCCAAUUCUCUGGACUACUGGACAUAUCUGGGCUCUCUGACCACACCACCACUGCUGGAGAGCGUCACCUGGAUCGUCUGUAAACAGACCAUCAGCGUCAGCUCUGCACAGAUGAAAAAAUUUCGCUCUCUGCUUUUCUCCGGUGAUGGAGAAAAGGCCUGCUGUAUGGUGAACAACUAUCGUCCUCCUCAGCCGCUGAAGGGUCGUGUGGUGCGUGCAUCUUUUAAAUGAAGGGCCUCUCGGAGCUCGCCGUCCCCUCCCUGACUUCUGUAGUGGGAUAUGCAGACGCGGGGCCCUCAGAGCUCCUUCACCCUCCACACAGCGAUGCUGGGCUCCUGCCAGAUGUCCAGAGCACCAGAUGUGCUGUCUGGAGAGUCAAGAGGCUCUGCAGGGAAAUAUGCACAAAAAAUGGCAUUUUCAUACUUAAUAUUGAAGUCUUGUUUUCCAGAGUAAUUUAUCAAAGCUCUUUUAUUUUAGAAAUAAUGUAAGUUGGGACUUUUAACCUCAUAUUCUCAUAUUUUUUCAUCCUAAUUCAGAGAAAGAAAAAAAGUAAGAAAUGUGACAUAAAAACAUAGUAAUAAUAAUAAUAAUAAUAAGUAAUAGUAAUAUUAAGAUAGAUAAGAUAGCAUUGUGGGCAGUGCAUUUUCUUGGUCCCACCCCCUUUCUCUCUCCAACCUCUUAACUAACAGGUCAAGCUAUUAUCCUAUCAUAAUAUAAAAGAAUAUUAAAAAUAUAAUUAAAAUGUAUUAAAAAUACAUUUUAAAAAGU
This is a messenger RNA of Danio aesculapii, 1595 nucleotides long. It is a transcript of the gene ca2, whose product is annotated as carbonic anhydrase II. NCBI's taxonomy places the organism in Eukaryota, Metazoa, Chordata, Actinopteri, Cypriniformes, Danionidae. Gene Ontology annotation, molecular function: zinc ion binding; carbonate dehydratase activity. Gene Ontology annotation, cellular component: cytoplasm. Gene Ontology annotation, biological process: carbon dioxide transport. The coding region runs from base 276 to 1058 and encodes 260 amino acids. The record is from RefSeq and is a predicted model, not a curated record. The transcript has 7 exons.